Molecule: messenger RNA, 1725 nt
Organism: Emiliania huxleyi CCMP1516
Lineage: Eukaryota; Haptophyta; Isochrysidales; Noelaerhabdaceae
Exons: 5
Coding region: 1-1725 (574 amino acids)
Cellular component (GO): cytoplasm
Molecular function (GO): oxidoreductase activity
Source: RefSeq, a predicted model, not a curated record
AUGAUCCUCACGUUGACGCUAGCCACCGGCUUCGCUGCACCUCGCCGCGCCACCUCGCCGCACGCCAGCGAGAUUGCUGUCGACGUGGCCUGGUUCAGAUCGGCCAAGGCAGCGCUGCGGGCCGCUCUGGCAGCCGAGGCGGGCGUGCUCUCGGCAGAUGCUGCUGCCCUGGUGACGGCGCUUUCCUCGGUCAACCCGACACGGCCCGACCCGUCGGUGGACUAUGACCUGUGGUCCGGCACCUUCUCGCUCGAGUCCGCCUCUCUCACACCGCCCGGCGGCGGCGUGGUGCAGUCUGGCGCUGCCGAGGUGGAGGUGACUCCCGACUCUCUGCAUCUUUCCGCAGCCGUCCGUUCCGCGGUGGGGUCGGAGGACGAGCUCUCUCUCAGCCUGCGAGGCAGCCUGUCCGCGACCUGCUGCGACGAGCUCGAGCUGCGAUGCGAGCCUCUAGCGCUCGAGGCUGCCGGAGAGAGCUGCGCAGAGGGAGAGGCGCUCGUUGAUGCGGUCGCUGCGGCCACCGGCCUGUCGUUCCGGGCGGUGUCGGAGGCGCGCUGGGAGGCGGACGUGCCGACGCUCUAUUUGGCGCAGCUCUUCCUCGAUCAGGCGCUGCUAGCACAGCAGCCGCCUCUCCCAGAGCUGCACGUGCUGCAGUGGAGCGCGGACUCGACCGCUGCCGGCGGCGAGGCGCGCGAGAUGGGGGAGGCGAGCCAUGCGGAGGGCUUCGCUGCGACGUCUGCGCUGCUUCAGCGGUGCGAGGCAGUCAGCUCCGAGCGCGUCUCUGAGGCCAGCGGCUUGCUGCGCCUCGCUCUCGAUCACGACCUGGCGAGCGAGCUCGAGCGCGCCAGUCGCGCUGGCGGCGCCGCUGCUGCUGCGCCCAGCGCCGCGCUCGAGCAGCGCUGGCUCUCUGCUUCCGACGCGAGCGCCAUCGCCGGAGCUACGGUGGGCGCCGGGGUGGAGGGAGUCGCACACGCGCCGUCGGCGCUGCGCGUCGACACUCCGGCCUACCUGCGUGCGCUGUGGGCCCUGUGCGGCCGCAUCGCCCGCGAGCGAGGAAGCGGGCUCGAGUGGCGGUGCAGCGCCCUCCCUUCUCUGGCGGCGGCGCCGUACGACGCUGUGGUGGUCUGCCUCGGCUCCCGCGCCUCCGACCUCGCCGAGCUGUCUGGCUUGCCGCUCCGGCCGUGCCGCGGCCAGAACUUGCACCUCGAGAACCGAGCCGGGUUGGAGACGCCGCUUAUCUGCGGGAAGUACAUCGUGCCGGCGGGGGAGGGGGGCGACCUGCUGCUCUGCGGCGCAACCUUCGAGUACGACCCGGAAGGGCUCCGCGAGCCUCCGAGCGAGGCCGAGGCGGCGGCGGCGCUGCUGGCGCCACUGGAGGAGAGGGGCGGAGAGGAAGGGAGUUGGUGCGACGCCGGAGUCCGCGCCCUCCCUCCCCGCUCGCACUUCGGGUACGUGCCUCUCGUCUGCAAGCUGCCGGUCGAGGUGCGAGGUGCGAGGCGAGGGGACGGCGGCGGCAGGAGCGCGCUCGGAGGCGGUGGCUGCGCCGCCUGGCUGUUUGGCGGGCUCGGCUCGCGCGGCCUGAUCCACCACGCGGUGCUCGGGCGAUCCGUCGCGGAGGCGGUGCUCGCGUGCGACGAGAGCCGCCUGCCAGAGCACACGCGGCGCCUGGACGCACGGAUGGGCGAAUUGCUGGUAAGCCACUCUGACACUGGGCACUCUUCACACUGA